Molecule: messenger RNA, 2328 nt
Organism: Cladophialophora yegresii CBS 114405
Lineage: Eukaryota; Fungi; Ascomycota; Eurotiomycetes; Chaetothyriales; Herpotrichiellaceae
Exons: 1
Coding region: 1-2328 (775 amino acids)
Biological process (GO): calcium ion transmembrane transport; intracellular calcium ion homeostasis
Cellular component (GO): membrane
Molecular function (GO): calcium channel activity; calcium ion binding
Source: RefSeq, a predicted model, not a curated record
AUGGCCGGCAAAGGGCCCAUCGUCACUGUGCAAGACGACGUCUCCGACUACCAGGAGAAGCAGUCGGCUCAUUAUCCCAAUGGCAGCGUCGACCUGGCACGCCAAUCCUCGAGCCCGAUCAACAGACCACAAGCUCCAAGACAGCUGUCUGACAGCGAUAACGAGGACUACGGACUGACACAACUCGGCCUCAAAUGGCAGAGGAUACGGAGGAAUGUCCUCGUCCGAUACAUCAUCUACAUUGUCCCGGUUGCUAUCCUGCUGGCCAUCCCCAUCGUUCUGUGUGCGACCGUGUACAAGGACAAGAAGAUCAUCAGCAAGUUCAAAACCGAGUCGCAGACACCCAUCUUCUCUUCGAACAUCACCUCAAUCGAGCCUACUGCCGCCAACGGCACCACAACAUACAACAAUACUGCAUCUACAGUCUACCAACAGACCACAACCACCACCGACGAGGAUGGCAUCCAUCUGCUGGGCCUGUUCAUCUGGAUCGAAGUCGUCUGGGUCCUCCUGUGGAUUGCCAAACUCCUGGCUCAGGCUGUUCCCAUCAUUUUUCAGACUGUUGGUGGUGCAAUCCACACGGGCAUCCGCAGAUAUUGGCUCGUCCUCAAGGCGGUUGAGAUUCCCAUCUCGCUGUUCUUCUGGGCCAUCCUCUCCAUUGCUUCCUGGUCCUUGAUCUAUGUGUUUGACAAGCCCUUCCACGCCAAGCAUGCCGGCAACAUCAAGUGGCUGCACACCCUACAUAAUGUCCUGAAGGCCACCGUCGGCGUCACAGCGCUAUACCUGGUCGAGAGGAUGCUCAUCCAGAUGGUCAGCGUCAGCUACCACGGCAAGCAAUUCUACGACAACAUCAAGGAGCUCAAGACUCUGAGCCGCGCCAUCGAGACCAUGUACGAUGUGUCGCGACAGAGGUUCUGUGACAACCAUCAGCGCUUCCUCGAAGACGACCUCGAUAUCCACGAUACCAAGGGCUACCGAAAGGACCGACAUGGCCGGCUCCGGACCAAGGAUCAGUCGACCGCCGAGUUCAUGUCCAACCUGAGUAGCACCGCCGACAAGCUGACCGCGGUGGUCGGUUACUUGGUCAGCGAUAUUGCCGGGAAGCAAGUCCUUAUGCCGACUGCGUCAGGUCCCAUUGUCGAGGCAGCCCUCGAAAGGCCCGUCAGCGCUGAAGCCCUUGCCCGGCGGAUCUGGAACUCCUUCACCAACUUCGGCGAGACGAAGCUGGACCAGACCGCCAUCACCACCAUGCUGGGGGCUGGACGGGAGGCGCAAGCCGUGUAUAUCCACUCCAAAGUUGACGCCGACGAGAACGGCGACGUCACGCUGGAAGAGAUGGUCGAACUCGUCAAGAAGGUGGCCUCUGACCGCCAGACCAUCUGGGAAGGCGCCAACAACGUCAAAGACGCCAUCAAGGUGCUGGACCGCGUGCUCGGCGUCUUUGUCUUGAUCUUUGUCUUCCUCAUCUACGCCGCGUUCUUCUCCGACUACCUCGCCAACCACUACACGCAGAUCUGGUCCGCCUUCACCGGGUGCUCGUUCCUCUUCGCCAGCACGGCCGGCGAGCUGUUCGCCGCCUGCAUCACCGUCUUCAUCAAGCACCCCUACGAUGUGGGCGACCGGAUCAACGUCAACGACACGGAGAUGGACGUCGUCAAGAUCUCCCUCCUGUACUCGGUCUUCCGCGAGGUCAACUCCAAGCAGAUGGUCCAGAUCCCCAACAGCGUGAUCAACGGCGUGUGGAUCAAGAAUCUGACACGAUCCAAAGAACUCCGCGAGCAAAUCACCCUGAACGUCAAUGUCGGGACUUCGUUCGACGACAUCGAGACCCUGCGUGGCGAAAUGCUCACCUUCCUCGCCGAGAACAAGCGCGAUUUCAUGCCCGAGCUGGAAAUCCAGCUGUUCUCCAUCGCCGACCUGUCCAAGCUGGAGCUCCGCAUCGAGUUCCAGCACAAAGCCAAGUUCGCGUCCGACCACGUCCGCGCCCAGCAUCGCUCCAAGUUCAUCUGCGCGCUAUUGACGGCCGUGCGGAAGGUGCCCAUCGACGGUCCUGGCGGCUCGGGUCCCGGCUCCGGGUCGAUGGAGUCGCCGACCUAUAGCGUGACCAUUACGGACGACAUUGCCCAAGCCGCAAGGGCCAAGUUCGACGACGAGAAGGACAAGAAGAGGAUGCACCCCAAGAAGCAGCCGGCCGAGAGCGAGAUCGGCGUCGCGGUCGGAGGGCCCGUAGGUAGCACCGGUCUGCAAGUCAUGCCCAGCACGGCGAGGAGCCGAGUAGGUGGCGGUCCAGGAUCUGACGACUUUUCAAACAUUUCUUCGCAUCGGUGA